GAACAAAGGGGGUGAGGCGUGGUUGACACGAGGUAAUGGUCAAACUGUGGAGCGAUAUCCAUCGACCGGAAUUGGUUAUUGACCAUAACCAUAACCUUUUCCCGCAAGUCAGCCGAUUUAACUCCAAAUGGGAGGAGGGAGGGGAGGGAGGAAUCCGCGUGUUGCCGCUGAUAGGCGCGGUAGACCUGUGUUCACCUCCCAUCUCACAUCACGCUGAGCCGUUCCAACGACCCACUUCCGUUUCACCAGUGACUAGAACCUCAACCAUCUCAAACUACCCUCGAUCUUACGCACCUAGGAUGUCGUUACCUGGCCUGCGUCCAAGCGACUUGAAGUAUCGUGGAAGCGAGGCGUGUUUUUCGUGUAGAUUGCGGAAGAAGCUCUGUAGAGGUUGGACAGCCGAUAUCGCCCUAGGCUUGGUCCCUACCCCUGCGUGCCAUGAUUGCGUGAAGUUCAACAUCUAUUGCUGCGGACGGGGCGAAUGGCUCACGAGUGAUGAAUCAAUUCUCGAGGAAGUUCGUAAUUCUGCUACAAAACCGUGGAUUAAAGAUGUGAAGAAUCGAAACAUAUCGGUGUCGCCGCUGGACUUGUCUAGAAUUCUGAUGGACUGUCUAACGAGGAGACAGCCACCUAUUGAGAAGCAGAUGGAUGGGAUGGCCAACCCGUCAGGCGGAGACGACGUGCUCUUGCCCGUACGGCAAAUCGGUUCAUCUUUAUCGUCUCUUCUGAAUAGUGUGACGCCUGUCCCUACAGAGGCGCUUCCCAGUUUCUCAUCGUCAUAUCAUGGAGCUCCCAUGUAUAUCCCGCUGUCCGAUGCUUCGCCUAUUGUUGGAUACGUCCCCACUCCGCUAGCGAUGCAUAGUGAUAUGUUUCUCUACGGCGACGAAGCGCCUAGCUGGUCGCAGGCUCUUGUAGGCGAUUGUUUCCAAACCAAUACUUAUAUCAUGGACGAAUCACCUCAAGUUGGAUUCGACCCGUCGACAGCGUUCACUUUGACUUCUCCUUCGCGUGCUACCGCACAGAUGACAGCGUGGCCGACAACCUCUGUUGACUUCUCACCGGGCGACAUCUACGAUUAUGGAACUGGGUGGGAUGGGAUGAAACAGUAGUUGUUCAAUUCUUGUCACAAGUUUUUUCUUUUUUGGGGUGGUUGUACCUUCUUCGAUGUAGCCCUAGUCUGUUCUGUUUGAGUAUAUCUACCUAGUCUCUCCCUACACCUGUACAUGACUGCUGCUUUGUUUGCCGGAAGUAUACUUGAUACUCGACUGGAUUUCGAUUACAACUGUUCACUG
Messenger RNA from Cantharellus anzutake, 1292 nucleotides. RefSeq lists its product as uncharacterized. The record is from RefSeq and is a predicted model, not a curated record. The coding region runs from base 300 to 1109 and encodes 269 amino acids. Gene Ontology annotation, molecular function: DNA-binding transcription factor activity, RNA polymerase II-specific; zinc ion binding. Gene Ontology annotation, biological process: regulation of DNA-templated transcription. The transcript is spliced from 6 exons. NCBI's taxonomy places the organism in Eukaryota, Fungi, Basidiomycota, Agaricomycetes, Cantharellales, Hydnaceae.